GGAACAUCUCGGCUAUUUUCAAGAUACAGACGGUAAGAGCCGAAAGGUGUCUGCGAAAUGCAAAUUUUGUAAAAAUAUACAGAUUUUAGCAAAAUGGAUUGGUUAGCAGAGCAGUGCAGGAGAAUCCAGGAGCAGAAAUUGAAGCAAGAAAGGUCUAUUAGAUAUUUAAAACAACUGUUCAAAGCAUGGCCAGUCAAAGCUGAACUAGAAGAAGAGAAAUCUGAGAGACAGACAGCUUCAAAUAGAGUAAAGAAGAAUGAUGAGCUUGAGAAUAGUGAUGACAGGUUAACAGCAGAAGAAAAGGAAGGAUUAUUAAUGAUGGAUCAGUUGUUGUCAAAAGCACAAAAAGCUAGGGACUUACAGAAAAAGCUUGAAGAGCCCAAAAAGCCAAAGACUAUUCAAAGUGUAAAACAGAAGACCAAAAUUGACCAUGACUUAAACCAAAAUGACAAAACUGGAAUGGAAACUGGUGAUAAGAAAGAAUUACAAAAGAGGUUACAAGAAGUUGAAAUUGUCGGCAAUGUUCAAACAUCUAAAGUGCCUCAAGAGAUAACACAUCAUGCAAAUGCACCUGCUAAAAAUAAGCCUGUUAGUUGUGGAAAACCACAAGGUAAAGGACAAAACAAAGCUAACCUUGUUGAAAAGAUUGAAAGACCAAAAAUAUCUCAAAGACCCCAAAGCAGCUCUGGUACAAGGAAAGUAGUACCGGUUCAUGUAAAUGCUCCUUUCCAAACCAAUCCAAACUUAAGGUCUUCAAAGUUACAGACAACCUAUAAAGCAGCAACUGCUAAAACAUUAUCUAAAUCUCGUGGUGCUGGAAGUGCAGGCAGUAGGGCAAGAGAUGCAAAAGGGAGUGAAAGAAAGGAGACAGUGGCCAGUAGGUUUAAAUCUAUUAAAACUGAAGAUGAAAAUGUAAAACGUAAAAACUUACCAGAAGUUGAUCAGCAAAUAGAUUACAGUGUUAAAAUGGAUGCUGAUGUUUGUAAAGAAACAGAGAAUUCUUUAAAUAUGAAUUGUAACAAUGAUGUCGAAUUUCUCAAGUUAGAUGCUAUUUCUAUUGAAGACAGUCAAGAUACAUCAGCAGGUAAUAAAUGUCAUGGUAGUGAAGACAAAGACAGUGAUGAAUUAUUUUUCCUGAAGAAAGAUGGUGCUCACCUGAGUGUUCCUGCCAGACUGAAAAAAUUGGUAUACCAAAAUAGGAAGUUUCGUCAGAAAUUGUAUGCACAAACUGUCACUCAGAAAGUCAGAACUCCUCAUGCAUCUGCAGAUUUCCCGCAAUGUCUUCAAUGUGCUUUUGGAGACGAGGCUGAUCAACAAAUCCAGCUUCAAGCUAAACAAGCUCAACAUAUAACAUCUACAUAUACUAGUCUUUUACAUAUGAUGGACAACUUACAUCUUGAUCAUAUAUCAGUUGAUUCUGACCCUGCAGACAUUUACUAUUGUAAGAAAAUGGUUGAACAUAUUCUACUCACCUUCCAGGAGUUGGAACAAAACUUGCACACAUCAGACUUCAGAAUGUUAAGCAGUGUAGUGACACCUUCGACUAGAUCAAUUAAGUUACCCCAGGCACGGCCUAGUGGAAUGUCAGUCUGGUAUGAGAAAAACAUAUUAACAGGCAACCAUUGCUCUUCAAAAGUAUUCCAAUAUGGAAGUUACAAGUUGCUAGAGAGGUACAUGGAUAUAGUUUAUCAAGUUCAGUUACUCCAGUUACAAAUUGAUGUCAUGGAUACCGUGUCUAGGUUACUGUUACCAUUGCUACACACUCUUGAUCCUUCUACAAGUGAAUUUGCUCGUGUGUUGAGAGCUGGGUACUCAUUGAUGUCAAUCAACCGUAACAAUCAGCCAGUGAUUGUCAAGGACACAAUACAAGAUGAAUCCACAUUGCAACAUGAAGAUUAACAAGUUUAUGGUAUAGUUUAUAGCUUGUAGGAAAUCUCGGGAAACAAUAUUUUUAUGCCUGUGAUAUAUGCAAUAUUGUAUUGCAAGUUGGUGUUUACAUGGGAUGUUAUGGCAUUAACUGUAAAUCUAAAGAGAUGUCACAAACAGAGCUGCAUCAGUACUAAGGGUGUAGUACUUAAGUACCAGUACCAGUACUUGGCAAAUUAUGCAGUACCAUUACCAGUACCAGUACUAGAUUUUAGCUCGGCACUGCAGUACCAGUACUUUUUUUGGUGAAGUAAUUAAGUAUCAGUACCAUUACUUUUAUAUAUUCAUCAAAGUUUGAAUAAAUACAGUCUCAAACAAAUAAUUUCAAAUAUUAUUCAGCAAAGAAAUAAAAUCAUUUACUUUAAAGUUAACAUAACAUAUUUACAACUUUAUGGUUUUAACAUACUUUUUACAAACAAUAUUUACAACAUAUAUUCAUGUCAUAUCUAAUUGUUUAGUAACCAGUCAAGUGUAUAAAUACAACAUAAACAUCUUUCAUUUAAAACACAACAGUCUUUUGUUGCCUUUCACACCUCUGUUCAAUUUAUACCAAAGUAAAUGACAACUUUUUAUGGUGCUAACAAUGUCACUUUUUUCACUUGAAAUGGGAUUAUUUAGAAUAGAAGAAAUUAAUUACUGUUUAUUUUGCUCUUUUACUAGUAAAUACAAAGUAAUAAAAGAUUUUAAUAAGGAUGUUUUAGGGUAAAGAGUUAUUGAGUCUGUUUAUUUACUUAAAGUCUUUGGUGCUUUUUAUGAUGAAUUCUAUGUUAACAUUUGAAGGAAUAUUGCAGCAAAUUAUCUUUAGAUUUGAUAACUUACUUUUUCACAAAAAUAAAAUAUAGUUAAUGUAAUUUACAGCUUUAUUUUAUGAGGAAAAUUGAUGCUAUUUUUAAUUUCUAUCAAAACCAAAAGUACUGGGUAAUGCAGUAGCAGUACCACUUUUUAAGACAGUAAUGCAGUACCAGUACCAGUAGUAGCAAAAUUUUGUAAGAGUAAUUCAGUAUCAGUACCAGUACUUGCAAAAUUGCUGCAGUACGUACUGCAGUACCAGUACCAGUAAUGCAGCUCUGGUCACAAAAUGUUGCCUAUACAUUUAUUUAAUUGAUCUGUUCUUUAUAUGAUUUUUUUUAAUCAGGGAUUGUGUAGCAUCACAUGUUUUUUUUUUGUUAUUUUUGUUGUUUUUAACUUUAUGAAAUUUGCAGAAUGUUCAGCUCAGUUAAUUGUUUGGUACUAUACUCUGUUGAAUAUUAAUUUUAAACUCUUGUAAGUGAUUUUUAGUAUUGCUUUUAAUAUAAUGUAUUCAGA
Ruditapes philippinarum (Manila clam) is the source of this 3231-nucleotide messenger RNA. RefSeq lists its product as uncharacterized. The transcript has 11 exons. NCBI's taxonomy places the organism in Eukaryota, Metazoa, Mollusca, Bivalvia, Venerida, Veneridae. Bases 94 to 1899 code for a protein of 601 amino acids. The record is from RefSeq and is a predicted model, not a curated record.